CAAAUUAAAACACCCAAACACGACACAUCUCUCUCUCUCUGUCUUUCUCUCUCCAAAAAUCUCUGUUUUUUUUUUCAUCUCUCUGCAAUUAAUGGAACCUGUCCUCGUCGCGAUGGCCGUAACCGCCACAACAGAAGACGACGGAUUUUCGUUAAUCACCGAUAAAACCUCAUAUAAUCUAACUGCGUCCGACGUUGACAUCGUCACCUCCGGCAACCGUCGGAUUCCGGCUCACUCCGGUAUUCUGGCUUCGGCUUCACCGGUACUGAUGAACAUCAUGAAGAAACCGGUGAGACGUUACAGAGGCUGUGGAUCUAAGAGAGCCAUAAAAAUUCUUGGCGUUCCAUGCGACGCCGUUUCAGUCUUUAUCAAAUUCCUCUACUCUUCUAGUUUAACAGAGGAUGAGAUGGAGAAAUAUGGGAUUCAUCUUUUAGCGUUAGCUCACGUGUACAUGGUGACGAAUCUGAAGCAGCGAUGCUCGAAAGGCGUUGUACAGCGUUUAACGGCGGAGAACGUAGUCGAUGUUCUCCAGCUGGCUCGGCUAUGCGACGCUCCCGAUGUUUGUCUCCGAUCCAUGCGUCUUAUCCAGUCGCAGUUUAAGACCGUUGAGCAGACCGAAGGAUGGAAGUUUCUUCAGGAACACGAUCCUUUCCUCGAGCUCGACAUUCUUCAGUUCAUCGACGACGCCGAAUCGAGGAAGAAAAGAAGACGACGACACAAAAGGGAGCAGAAUCUAUACAUGCAACUAAGCGAGGCAAUGGAGUGUAUAGAGCACAUAUGCACCCAAGGUUGCACUUUGGUCGGUCCAACAAACGUAGUAGACGACAACACGUCAACGAUGGUGGAAAAGUCAAAGCCUUGUAAGGCGUUUUCCACGUGUUACGGCCUCCAGCUUUCGAUACGUCACUUUGCUGUAUGCAAGAGGAGGAGUAACGAGAAAGGUUGUCUUCGUUGCAAGCGGAUGCUUCAGCUCUUUAGACUCCAUUCUUCUAUAUGUGACCAACCCGAAUCUUGUCGCGUCCCUCUUUGCAGGCAAUUUAAGAAAAAGGGAGAACAAGACAAAAGGAUGGGUGAAGACACCAAGUGGAAGAUUCUGGUGAGAAGGGUUGUGUCUGCAAAAGCUAUGUCUUCGUUGUGUCAGUCAAAGAAGAACAAAUGUGAAGGAGAAGCAGAAGGAUUAGUCAGAAUCAGGAAAGAAUUCUGUGUGUAGAUAGUAAUGAAGAUUAAGUAAUUAGGAAGCUUUCUUAAAAUCUUAUUUUGGUUUCGUUUUGUAGUAUGGUCGGAAAAAUAUGAAGGGUAUACAGUUAUAUACCCUUAGAGGGUUUAGUUUGUAGAUUAGUAAACCCUUUUAAAUUGGCAAUAUGUAGGUCACAUUUGUUUGUUCAUUUUACAUCA
Messenger RNA from Eutrema salsugineum, 1395 nucleotides. Its product is annotated as BTB/POZ and TAZ domain-containing protein 2. The coding region runs from base 92 to 1210 and encodes 372 amino acids. The transcript is spliced from 5 exons. Gene Ontology annotation, cellular component: nucleus. Gene Ontology annotation, molecular function: protein binding. NCBI's taxonomy places the organism in Eukaryota, Viridiplantae, Streptophyta, Magnoliopsida, Brassicales, Brassicaceae. The record is from RefSeq and is a predicted model, not a curated record.